CUUCAGCAUCUUGCCUGGGUGCAGUCGGCAUCUUUCUCUCCUGUUCAUCAUGCUGCCCAGCCUGCUGUUGCUGCUGCUGACUCUCCUGUGCCUCGGGACUCAGCUCCACCCUGGCCUGGCCUGUCAGCUGCCGUCUGACUGGCGACCCCUAAGCGAAAGCUGCCGAGCUGAGCUAGCAGAAAUCAUUGUCUAUGCCAAAGUCUUGGCUUUGCACCAGGAUAUCUACAGCAUGUACAACUACUUGCCCUGGCAGUACGAAGCCACUGAGGGAGGGCUCUUCUACUCGGCUGAGAUUGAGAUGCUCUGUGACCAAGCUUGGGGGAGCAUGCUGGAAGUGCCUGCAGGAUCCAGGCUGAACCUGACAGGAUUGGGCUAUUUCUCCUGCCACUCCCACACAGUAAUGCAAGACUAUGCCUACUUCUUCUUCCUCAGAAUGGAUGAGAACUACAACCUCCUUCCACAUGGUGUUAAUUUCCAGGAUGCAAUAUUUCCAGAUACCCAGGAAAACCGAAGGAUAUUUUCGAGCCUCUUCCAGUUUUCCAACUGCACUCAAGGGCAACAUGCUCUAAACUUUGCCAGUGACUGGGAGAUACAAGAAGACAACAGGCUGAUGUGCUCAUCAAUCCAGAAGGCCUUGUUUGAUGAAGAAGACCGUGCGAAGAAGCUCCAGCAGACCGUCACAGUCCUGGAGAAGCGUAACAAGCAGCUACGUGACCGAAUAAAGAAAGUGAAGCGGUCACUCCGGCAAGCCAAGAAGAAUGCCAGGCACGUGGAGCUGAUCAAUCGGAAACUCAGUGAGAAGCUCUCUGCUGCAGGGAGCCAGAUCCACCAUGCUAAUUCCUUAAAACAAACCAACUCUCAUACCACAUACCUGAAAGUGUAACGCCAGGGUUGGAACUGCAGGUAGUGAUCUCAGAGUUGACUAAGAGGCAGAUGCUUUUUCUCCUGGGUUCAUCUUGCAGUCCAAAGGGGCAUUAAGUGUUCAAGUCCCUUGCUGGCGCUGCACUAGGCCCAAAUCUAAAGUGGAGAUUCACAUAUAAAUUCUGCUUCUAAUUGUCAGCCCCUAAGACUGUAAGAUUUCCUUAAAUGUGUCAUUUAAGCAGGUUUGAACCCAAAGAGUGGCUGGGUCCCAUAUAAGUUCCAUAUAAGCUGGUCUGAAUUUCCCAAGAAAGGGUAGGAUACGGAAAGAGUAGGAAAAGAAAAAAGGCACCUCAUUAUUCCCAACAAGGUAGAUGCAAGUCUGUACAAAUGCUGCCAUUUUAGCCUCAUCUGAAUCUGAGAUGUGAAGGUGUUAAAAUCUGAUUUCCAGAUCUUUCCUUAUGCUGCCUGACAGAUUUUUUUUAAACAGGCACCAAACAGAUUUCAAAACAGGCACUUAUUUUUGUCAGCUGAAUCUCUUAACAAGCAAAUACACCCUGCUUUUUAAGUCAGAAUUUUUCUUCUUUAGUCUAAAAUUUUCAUAUGGAUUAAAUCUGUAGUAGAAAUUUUAAAGGCUACCGUUUCCUUCAAUUUACCUCAAAAUUCCAGCAUUUGCACCUUCAUCUUCUUGAAAUGGAGAACAUAUGUUAACUUUAAUAAUGUUAAGGGGAUUUAUUUGUCGUCGUCCCCACCCCCAAAAAACUAUUUCUGUAAAGCUGAGCUUCAAACACUAAUUUGUAUAGAAAGUUGAAACGUGUUUAUAUUGAAAUAAAUAAAUAAAUGAC
Molecule: messenger RNA, 1703 nt
Organism: Sphaerodactylus townsendi
Lineage: Eukaryota; Metazoa; Chordata; Lepidosauria; Squamata; Sphaerodactylidae
Gene: CCDC3
Product: coiled-coil domain containing 3
Exons: 3
Coding region: 50-883 (277 amino acids)
Biological process (GO): negative regulation of gene expression
Cellular component (GO): extracellular region
Source: RefSeq, a predicted model, not a curated record